Molecule: messenger RNA, 881 nt
Organism: Triticum urartu
Lineage: Eukaryota; Viridiplantae; Streptophyta; Magnoliopsida; Poales; Poaceae
Product: Ribosomal protein L12/ ATP-dependent Clp protease adaptor protein ClpS family protein
Biological process (GO): translation
Cellular component (GO): ribosome
Molecular function (GO): structural constituent of ribosome; mRNA binding
Source: RefSeq, a predicted model, not a curated record
GAAGAGGCAAAACCCUACCGCCCACCCCGCGAUUCCCGAAAUUUACCGAAAUGCCACUCUUCUCCUCCAAAUUCGCACCGCUGAUCCCCCGCCUCCGCCGCCUCUCCACGGCGGCGGCGACCGCCGGCGGCGAGGACCCGAAGCUGUCGCGCAUCGCGGACGAGCUCCUGGCGCUCUCCUCGGCAGAGCUGGAUGACUACUCGGCCCUCAUGCGCCUCAAGCUACGCCUCUCGCUCACCUCUAACCCAGCUGCCGGAUUAGGUCCUGGCACGGCCGGGGACGCGGCCUCCGGGUCGGCGGGGGCCGAGGAGGCCGCGGUGGUGAAGACGGCGUUCGACGUCAAGAUCGAGAAGUACGACGCGGCGGCCAAGAUCAAGAUCAUCAAGGAGGUGCGCGCGAUGACGGACCUGGGGCUCAAGGAGGCCAAGGAGCUGGUGGAGAAGGCGCCGGUCGUCGUGCGCGCGGGCCUGCCCAAGGAGGAGGCCGAGGCGCUCGCCGCCAAGCUCAAGGCCGCCGGAGCUGCCGUUGCGCUCGAGUGAUCCAGAGCCGUAAGGAUGAUACACUGUCAGGUCUAGAAGCUGGUAUGCGGACCAUAUUUCAUGGUGUAUGUAUCAGCAUAUCAGGGAGCUUAUACAAAGCAAAAUAGUUGAUACCUUCAAGCAUUCACUAGUUGAACCUUCAAAUCUGAUUUUCUUACAGUUGGUUUCGUAGAAACGAACAUAGUUUUUGUGUGUCGUUAUCUAGGGAAAUCAAGUUUCUUGAAUAAGUUGUAUGAACAUGGAGAACCAAACCUUGUGCCAUUUCUUGUAAAUCCCAUAGUGUGCUUUAUAAAAGCUCGAAAUUAAGAAUGUUGAAUGAGAUUAGGCCUUCUGCUGUUCAAA